Pygocentrus nattereri (red-bellied piranha) is the source of this 3380-nucleotide messenger RNA. RefSeq names its product CCR4-NOT transcription complex subunit 2. Bases 406 to 2157 code for a protein of 583 amino acids. The transcript is spliced from 16 exons. The record is from RefSeq and is a predicted model, not a curated record. Gene Ontology annotation, biological process: nuclear-transcribed mRNA poly(A) tail shortening; regulation of stem cell population maintenance; regulation of DNA-templated transcription. Gene Ontology annotation, cellular component: P-body; CCR4-NOT core complex. NCBI's taxonomy places the organism in Eukaryota, Metazoa, Chordata, Actinopteri, Characiformes, Serrasalmidae.
CUUGCAGUAACGUGUGAACUCGUGGAUUUUUUAGGGGUUGAGGCUUUCAUUUAAUUCGGUGGUUAGUUUGAUUUGCAGUGCAUGCUGAUAAACAACAGACUAGACCCGACAGGGCGCGCUUGAUCCGUACACGGUGAGCAGCGCUUGAAUGUAAGUAGGGGACACGUUAUAUAUAUAUAUAUAUAUAAAGCUCCAGAUAGUUCACUGCAGCGGUCACAAUGAUCGGAAGACGCCGACAGCCGGAGACCCUCGACCUUCUUCGCUGUGGGCACUUCGCCCUCUGCCUCUAGAACAGCGUCAGCUGGGUCUGCUCAGUGUGUAACGAGGCCCACAAAACAACAGAACUGGUUCUGAAGUUCUGUUUAACUGGUAUCACUUUCAGCACCGCUCAGCCGUCCAAAAUAAAUGUUUCCAUACACCGUGUUGGCACUCCCUCGUGUUUCAGGGUCAGAGGGUAAAGGCUGGGUCACCCAGCGGUCUGGACCGUACGACACACAGCCAUCUUGGCUCUGCGAGAAGCGGAGAAAUGAACGCGUGAACGUUAGAGAUGGGAGCUCUUCAGCCUCGCUAGCCAUGGUGACAAACAGCAUGUUUAGUACUACUAGAAAGAAGUUUGUGGAGGAGGUUGAAAGUGACUACCCAGAUGAGAGCAUGUACUACAGCCAGACAUCGAUGUUUCCACAUCGACCGGAGAAAGACAUGCUGGCAUCUCCGUCUCAAUCAUCAUCAGGUCAAUUGUCACAGCUUGGUGCAAGUUUAUACGGUCCUCAAAGUGCACUAGGAUUCCCAAUCAGGGGGAUAAGCAGCAACAACCCACAGCUAAACCGCAGCUUAUCACAAACCAGUCAAUUAUCAAGUCAUGCCACACCCACAACAGGUGUUCCUACAAUGUCCCUUCAUACUCCACCCUCACCAAGUAGGGGGAUUUUGCCAAUGAAUACGAGGAACAUGAUGAAUCAUGUGCAGGUGGGACAGAGCAUGUCAGUGAGUGGAAGGACCAACAGCAUCAGCAGUUCGGGCCUGGGCAGUCCGAAUCGCGGCUCACCCAGUAUUAUCUGCAUGCCCAAGCAGCAGCAGUCCAGGCCGCCGCUCACCAUCAACAGUAUGUCUGGGUUUGGAAUGGGCCGAAAUCCUGCUUUUGGGAUGAACAGUUCUUUAUCAAGCAACAUCUUCAAUGGAACAGAUGGGAGUGAAAAUGUGACUGGACUGGACCUGUCAGAUUUCCCUGCGUUAGCAGACAGGAGUCGAAGGGAAGGAAGUGGAAAUCCAACCCCUCUGCUAAACCCACUGGCUGGGAGAGCUCCAUAUGUUGGCAUGGUCACAAAACCAUCAAAUGAACAGUCCCAAGACUUCUCUAUCCACAACGAGGACUUCCCUGCACUUCCCGGACCCAACUAUAAGGAUCCCACAUUGAGUAAUGAUGACAGCAAAGCGAACUUAAACUCAUCAGGUAAAAAUGUAUCCAGCACAGAUGGGCCCAAAUUUCCUGGAGACAAGAGCUUGAUGUCGCAGAACAAUAACCAACAGAAAAAGGGAAUUCAGGUGCUGGCAGAUGGCCGAGUGACUAACAUUCCAUCUGGGAUGGUGACAGACCAGUUUGGGAUGAUUGGCUUGUUAACAUUUAUUCGAGCAGCAGAGACGGACCCGGGCAUGGUGCACUUGGCAUUGGGGAAUGACCUGACGACGCUCGGCCUAAAUUUAAACUCGCCAGAAAACCUUUAUCCCAAGUUUGCCUCUCCCUGGGCAUCUGUACCUUGUCGGCCCCAAGACAUUGACUUCCAUGUUCCAUCGGAGUAUUUAACCAACAUUCACAUAAGGAAUAAGCUUGCUGCAAUAAAACUGUCACGAUAUGGAGAAGACCUUCUCUUCUACCUUUACUACAUGAAUGGUGGAGACCUGCUCCAGCUUUUAGCAGCAGUAGAGCUUUUCAAUCGCGACUGGAGGUACCAUAAAGAAGAGAGGGUGUGGAUCACACGAGCACCAGGCAUGGAGCCCACGCUAAAGACCAAUACCUAUGAAAGAGGGACAUAUUACUUCUUUGAUUGUCUUAACUGGAGAAAAGUAGCAAAGGAGUUUCACUUGGAGUAUGACAAGCUAGAAGAGCGGCCACACGUGCCAUCCACGUUCAACUACAAUCCAGCCCAACAAGCCUUCUGAGGUCUGCUCAUGGGGAUGGACUGACUUGGCAUGACACUUGCUGAAAUGGCAGAGGCCAGUUGUGGUUCAGGCAUCCUGCUUUUUACUCCAGCGUCAUCUGAAGUGCUACUACUGCCUGCUGCUUUGUGCUGGGAUACUUCCUCCAUCGUAAUGUGCUGCUGAAAACAUCCUACCCACCAGAGCUAAAGAAAAAAUUCUCUUCCUUUGUUCCUCUCUUGCUUUUGUUUUUUUUUUGUUUUUUUUUUGUUGUUUUGUUUUGUUUUUUUUGGUUUUUUAAUGAGAAGUCUCACUUUUCUUUAAAUGUCUGCCAUCCAUGUGCACGGAAAGGCAGGCAGCCAUGCACAAAUGCAGCGUAACAGUAACCGAAUAAGGUUAGUUCUUAAUUUUCUCAUGUGCUUCAACAAACCAUCAAACUGUGCACACAUACAAACGUAUGAUACAUUUCGAAGGCCUGGAGAGAUUGAAAUGUUCAAUGUUUAAGGCACUAUUUGGUUAAAAAAAAUACAAAUAAUGUGGUUAAGUGCAUCUUUUAAGUAUGAAGACAUUUGUAGAGCAUAGACUCUUAUAAAAGUAUUUUAAAUUAAUUUGUUCACGUCUCAACACAAAUGCAGCCCUUCACUACUACAGUCACCCAUUUCCAUGCAAAUAGCUUGAAAGCAUCCUUGCUGCAGAACUGCAGCUCUCCUAGUGUUCAAAAUGUAUAGAUAUUCCUCCUUUCUGAACGAACAAACUAGGAAAACACUGUCCAGUCUUUGUUACAAUUUUGUAAUAGAAGUGUCUUUUUUUUUCUUUUUUUUUUUUUUCUUUUGGACAUCACAAAAAUAAAGGUGUGUGUGUGUGUGUGCGUGCGUGCGUGUAUGACAGACGUAUGUAAUGAUCUCUAUUUUGCAGAAAAAAAGAAAAAAACCCACAGAAUUGGUGUCCUGUUGAACCUCAUUUUUUGGAGGUAGCAUGGAGGCAGUAUGUGUGUGGGGGUAAUGUGGCUUUUUGCUGGAGCUGCUGAACAGGGGACCACGAGCUGGCAUCCUGUACAUUUUGGUCACCACCAGUAAAGCUGAGAAUAAACUAAAGAGCCAGACUUUUAGUGAACCAAGGACAGCCACACCCAUGUGACUAAGAUGUGGAUGCGAUUGCAGGAGGACUGAGGCACUUCACUGGCUGUUUUCAACAGCAGCAUUUCGUAGGAAAAACAAAAACAAUAAAAAAAAAUCUAUGGUUACGAA